This is a messenger RNA of Poecilia latipinna (sailfin molly), 626 nucleotides long. It is a transcript of the gene pcp4a, whose product is annotated as Purkinje cell protein 4a. Lineage: Eukaryota; Metazoa; Chordata; Actinopteri; Cyprinodontiformes; Poeciliidae. The record is from RefSeq and is a predicted model, not a curated record. The transcript is spliced from 2 exons. Gene Ontology annotation, molecular function: calmodulin binding; calcium ion binding. Gene Ontology annotation, cellular component: cytoplasm. Bases 89 to 415 code for a protein of 108 amino acids.
UAGAAGUUAUUUCUUUUCUUUUCCCGAAAACUAAUCGUUCAAGCUGAAUAAACAGUUCAUCAAAUGUAAGAAUGUCAUAUUUUGUUUAAUGAGUUUCUUUCCCUUCAACACUGAGUCUGAUUUAAUGUCGGACAGUUCAGGAAAACAAGAUUUUUUUUUUAAUUCAGUGUAUGUAAAUAUCUGGGAUCAUUUAGGUUUGGGCAUUUGUCCACAGAUAUGCGGUCACUCCGGGUCUGGAAUGGGUCAACAUGUCUUUUCACUCUUUCCCUUCCUGUCUACCUCAGAUGAAAAGAAGAACAACGUCCCCCAGGACUUUGACAUCGACAUGGACGACCCCGAGACGCAGAGGGCCGCCGUGGCUAUCCAGUGUCAGUUCAGAAAAUUCCAGAAAAAGAAGCAGGAUGUGAAGUCGUAGAACAAACGUCGUCAGACUCGUCGCUCUCCUGAUAUGGUCUCGGUUUUGCAUGUCGAUCAAACUGCUGCACUGUCCAGAGCUGCGAGGAGAGAAGGCUGAGGUCGGGGCUUUUUUGGGGGGGGGGGGUCCUAGAGGUCAGGGUGGGCGGGAAAAUAUCACUGUAAAAGUCUGUGUAAAUUUUACAAACACUAAAACAUCUGAUAUAAGCAUC